UCAUCUGUCUGGAGGUUUCUGAUUUAAUCAGCACCAAGGUAAUAUAUCUUUUUCCAUAUACUGUUUCAGUUCAGUCUGUGUGGACUUUGUGUCUUUGAUUUAAUUGUAAAACAACUUGUAUAUUCCCCAAUGAUAAAGUUCUGUCUCACCAGUAUGGUUUGGUCAGCUAGUUAAGUUUGCUUUAACUUUUCUAAGGACUGCUACUAGACAUGCAAUCUGGUGUGCGAGCCUUUGUGCCCACCGUGGCUGUGCUGGGCCUGUUUUGCCGAGGUUGUCUCAGCAAGACGCGGAAGCAGAGUUUGCCUGUUCGCACCUUCAGCUGUUUGCCCAGGCAGAUGAGCAGGUGGAACAGCCGGGAGACUUGCAACCCAACGCCUCCUCAGGACAACCCCCGUGUCCUCAUCACAGGUGGUCUGGGGCAGUUGGGUGUGGGGCUUGCACAGAUGUUGAGGAAACACUUUGGAACAGAGAAUGUAAUCCUGUCAGACAUUAAGAAGCCUCCACCUCAUGUUUUCAGCAGUGGUCCAUUUGUAUACGCUGAUGUGCUGGACUAUAAACACCUCAGAGAACUGAUUGUAAAUAAUCGCAUUACUUGGCUUGUCCACUACAGUGCUCUGCUUAGUGCUGUUGGCGAGGCUAAUGUUGCUUUGGCACGCAAAAUCAACAUCACAGGUCUUCAUAAUGUGCUGGACUUGGCCCUGGAGAACUGCCUGCGCCUCUUUGUCCCAAGCACCAUUGGAGCAUUUGGUCCUUCUUCUCCUCGUGACCCAGCACCUGACCUCUGUGUCCAGAGACCUCGAACCAUCUACGGGGUGUCCAAAGUUCACGGAGAACUGAUGGGAGAGUAUCUCCAUCACAAAUAUGGCCUGGACUUCCGCUGCCUACGUUACCCAGGUGUGAUAUCGGUCAACACUCCUCCUGGGGGAGGAACAACAGACUAUGCAGUUCAAAUCUUCCAUGAUGCUCUCAGCACAGGUCACCAUGAGUGCUACCUGCGUCCGGACACCCGUCUUCCCAUGAUGCAUAUCUCUGACUGCCACCGUGCCACGGUCGAGUUCAUGCAGGCUCCAGAGUGCCAGCUGUCCCUGCGUACCUACAACAUCGCAGCCAUGAGCUUCACUCCAGAAGAGGUGGCCUCAGAAAUCCGCAAGCACCUUCCUCACCUCAAAGUCACCUACAAUCCUGACUCUGUCCGCCAGACCAUCGCAGACAGCUGGCCAGUGAGGUUUGAUGACACCAAUGCCAGGAGAGAUUGGGGCUGGGCACCAGCCUUCGGGCUUGAGGAGCUGGUGUCAGACAUGCUACGCUCCAUUCGAAACAAGAGGGCCAGCGAGGGCUUGCCAGUCAGCUAGCGAAACCUGCUCAUCAAAGACUGACCUAAUGCCCUAUUCCUAACUUUUCUUCAGCCUGCAUUUACACACAAUGCACUUCGUUUCACUCUCUUACAACCUGUUGACCAGUAUCCUAUGUUCCACUGGAGCAUUAGAGCAAUGAGCCAGGGACUGUUUGUAAAGUAUUCUCAGUCACAACCUCACUCACUAUACACUGGAGAGUCAUACAUGUUCACACAAAGACACACAUUUCAGUCUUUUUCAGGGAAUCAUAUACUGUCAAACCUUCUCUUCAUUUUUGUUGUUUUAACUGUUAUCAUGGUAUAAACAUCACUUUAAACAUGGGUAUGUUCCUCCAGAUGGAACAGCAAAUUACUUAUUUCUUAAGCUUUAAAACUGUCAAGUUAAUUACAUCCAUGUACACAACAGUCUGCUACAAUAUCUAUCACACUAUGGAACUAUGGACCAGUUGCACAUUAGCGUAGCAAACCUGUGGUACACUAUGACUCCAGAAUCAUCUGGAACAGCUGGCUUAGAUUUUUCUGAACUAUAAUGACUAAUAGUGUAUUCUGACUGUUUUAUGGAGCAGACUUUUAUAAGAUAGUCUAUGAAAUGAAAAUCAUAUACUGAAUACCCUGCUAGCCAAAAUGUACGUAUAAAAAUCCACUACCUUUGUGUAGAUCUAAUCUAAUCUGAUCUAAAUUUGUGGCAUUUAACGAAAAAGCCUUUUCUCCCUUUUUUGCCAGCAGUGGGAUUUUGGUAAUGAUUGAGUACCAAUAACAAAAAUUGCCUUAUUUACCCUAAAUUACUUUGAAAAACAAUGUAUUAAAAAUGCAGUGUACUUUGAAUCAGACCUUGAAUAAUAAAAAAAAAAAAGUUAUUUAACCAGUAGUAGUGAUUAUUGUAUGUUGCUAAACUUCUGAUGAAUUAUGUGAUGUUUAGGAUGAUGUUGGUAACAAUAAUAUUGAUUAUGGUAUAAGGAAGUACAAU
Messenger RNA from Scomber scombrus (Atlantic mackerel), 2321 nucleotides. It is a transcript of the gene tdh2, whose product is annotated as L-threonine dehydrogenase 2. Gene Ontology annotation, biological process: L-threonine catabolic process. Gene Ontology annotation, molecular function: L-threonine 3-dehydrogenase activity. Bases 210 to 1352 code for a protein of 380 amino acids. Lineage: Eukaryota; Metazoa; Chordata; Actinopteri; Scombriformes; Scombridae. The record is from RefSeq and is a predicted model, not a curated record. The transcript has 8 exons.